CUCAUCGUUUCCUGCUCGACAAUCGCCAGCCAUGCUGACCACAACCAGCAACCAGCUCUAUUCCUGCCCUGCCCACGGCACCGACCACGACCUGUUCCUUUCAUACCAAGCCCAGACCGAUGCCGACACUGUCCAGGCUUUGAAGGAGGUGCUCACCUCGGUCGCCCUCCGUCGAUAUGGCAAACCCCUCUCCGUCUUCCACGAUGUCGACUGCCUCAACAAUCCCAGCGACCCUCAAGCCGGUUCUAUCAGUGCCCUCCCCACCAGCAAGGCCGUCUUCCUCCUCCUCAGCAAAGCCUCGAUGGACAUGAUGAAGGACAAGGCCCUCUCCAGCCAAGAGGACAAUGUAGUCCUUGAAAUCAGGACCGCCCUCGACCUCAAGGAUGCCAAACGCUCUCUCCCUGUCCUUCCCCUCGGUAUCGCCACCAAGGAGACCAAAGAUGGCAUCGAUGUCUUCACUCCCUUCCUGCCCUAUAUGGUGUCCCUCCCCGACGACCCUGCCCUUGCCCCCCUCAAGCAGAUCCUCGGCAGAGUGAACCAGAUCCAGUCCUUUGGCUUCCGUCCCGACCAGAUGCACAAGCGAGUCUACCGCCUCCUCAACCUCGUCCAUCCCAUCCCACCCAACAUGGAUCUCAUUACGGUCAUCCAUCGCAAAUACUUUUGCGACUCCAAGUUCCGAUUCGAUCCCGCCCACCUCGACACUCUGCUCAAGCAACUCACCCUGACUGGCCGCGCUGUCAUCUCCGGCAUGGGUGGCAUGGGCAAGUCUGUCCUCGCCAUCCAGAUCCUGUUCUUCAUGAUGGGCAUUCUGAAUGCGAGCAACAAGGACGACCUCCUCGCCAUCAAAGCCGAGACCAUCGGCAUCAAGCCGCAGUACCGCCAGGUCUUCUGGCUCAACUGCUCGACUGAGUCGACCGCCAUCGAUGGGUUGUGCGAAAUGUUUGAUGGUGCAGUUGAACCUGACGAGAUCAAGGAGUAUGCCUCGAGGUUCCUCGCCAACACCCACGGCUAUCUCCUGGUGCUCGACAAUGUCGACGACAUCGGUGUGGUCGACUCUGUGUUUGAGCACUCCAAGUCGGUCGGGUUCAGCGGCGAUGUGGUGGUGACGACCCGGCUGGCCUCGCUGCCUCCUGGUGCAUUCGUCAGUGCUCUCGAGACCAAGGCACCGAGCUUCCAGCACGAUCUGCUCCGUCUCGGCAACUGGGACGACAAAACCACACUCGACUAUAUCAUGUCGUCGUCGCCAAUGAUUGUCCAGCGACUUGUGUCAGACGAGGCCAAGAAGUCCCUCGACAACAUCGUGGCCAAGAUCAGUGGAUAUCCACUCGUCAUCCAGACAUUCAUGACGUUUGCCGAGAACUACGACACUCCCCUGUUGGUGCUCGAGGCCACGUUUGCAGGAGCAUUGGAGCUGCAGGAUGGCGAGGACGACACGCGGUCGUCGCUCAAGGUGAUUGUGGAUCUGUCGCUGGACUCGCUGAUGAAGCGAGGAGAUGAGGGCAUCGAGGCAGCCAGGCUGUUCGGUGCCCUCAGUUUGGUUGCGCCGACCAACAUCCAGUUUGAGUUGAUCAAAGCGAUCGCCGUGAAGCUAAGGGCAAGAACCACGGCCACGUUUAUCCUUGAAGAAGAUGCUGAAGAUGCCAACAUCCAAGAUAUAUUGGCGGAUAUACAUGAUGAGAGUGAAAGGCUUCGUACACUGGAAAACGCGAUAGCAAGCAUGAUUGAAGGCGAUAUUGAUGUCGCCGAUUUGAUCAAGAUGAUGGUCCAGAGCGGUCUUCUUCGAAGCGGAACCGAGGGACAGUACUCGACACACUCACUCACCCAGCAAGUUGCUCGAGAAUAUGUCCAAGCACACGAGGUGUUGGAUGUCGAAAUGAUCGAGGAUGGUACGGGUGAAGUCCUCCUCGAACUUAUCGAUAUAACGGACUCGAAGGCACAGUUAUUGAGCGAGCACCUCGAUCAGUACGCCCAAAAAGCAGUGCCGCAAGUGUACACCAAAGAACUGCAUUACCUGAUCGAUUCCCAUGUUGCUCUAUUGGCCCACGAGAAGCCUUUUUACACCAAGGCAAUGGAGACGUACAAGAGGGUAUUAGAGCGGAUUGUGGCCUUCUAUGGCACCCGCGAGCACCUCGAAGUGGCCAAGGCGUUGAAUAACAUGGGUGCAGUGUCAAGAUCACAAGGACGUCUAGAUGAUGCACUUGCUUUCUACCAAGAAUCCCUCGACAUGAAGGUCAAGGUCUACGGCACUCGCGAGCAUCCCGGUGUUGCUCAGACGCUUAACAAUCUGGGCUUGGUAGCCAGCGACCAAGGGCGCCUGGACGAGGCACUGACCUUCUACCAAGAAUCUCUUGAUAUUAAGGUCAAGGUCUAUGGUACACGCGAGCAUCCCGAUGUUGCCUCGAUCCUCAACAAUAUGGGCAAUUUGGCUUGUGACAAGGGUUACUUGGACGAAGCCCUCACGUUCUUCCAAGAAGGUUUGGAUAUCACCACCAAGAUCUAUGGUUCCCGCGAGCACCCCGAUGCCGCCCAGGUCCUCAACAAUAUGGGCUUGGUGGCCGUUGACCAAGGGCGCCUGGACGAUGCAUUCGCUUUCUUCCAAGAAUCUCUUGAUAUCAAGAUCAAAAUCUACGGCACUCUCGAACACCCCGAUAUUGCUCAGACACUCAACAAUAUGGGUAUGGUAGCCAGCGACCAAGGACGCCUGGACGAGGCUCUGGCCUAUUACCAAGAAUCACUUAAUAUUAAGGUCAAGGUUUAUGGUACCCGCGAGCAUCCCGUCGUUGCUACGACACUUGGAAACAUGGGGAAUGUUGCAUUUAAGCACGAGCACCUAGAAGAGGCGCUUGUUUUCUUCCAAGAAGCAUUGGCGAUUUGGAACAAGACUAUUAAGAACACCGAGCAUAUUCACGUCAAAACGGUGAUGUCCAACAUCGAGAUCAUCAAGAACAGAAUUCGCGAGCACUCCCAGCUCCGUCAACUCUAACCACGCAGAAGGCGUCAACCACAGCUUGUCUUUGCAUGAAAUGCCAUCAUUUCCUUAUUUUGAGGCACCGAUAUGACAACUGGCCAGGUGAAUGCAAUUGCCGAGCCCCUUGAG
Polychytrium aggregatum is the source of this 3097-nucleotide messenger RNA. RefSeq lists its product as uncharacterized. The transcript is spliced from 2 exons. Gene Ontology annotation, molecular function: protein binding. The record is from RefSeq and is a predicted model, not a curated record. NCBI's taxonomy places the organism in Eukaryota, Fungi, Chytridiomycota, Chytridiomycetes, Polychytriales. The coding region runs from base 32 to 2983 and encodes 983 amino acids.